Molecule: messenger RNA, 1188 nt
Organism: Microsporum canis CBS 113480
Lineage: Eukaryota; Fungi; Ascomycota; Eurotiomycetes; Onygenales; Arthrodermataceae
Product: 40S ribosomal protein S0
Exons: 2
Coding region: 28-900 (290 amino acids)
Biological process (GO): cytoplasmic translation; ribosomal small subunit assembly
Cellular component (GO): ribosome; 90S preribosome; cytosolic small ribosomal subunit
Molecular function (GO): structural constituent of ribosome
Source: RefSeq, a predicted model, not a curated record
CAACAGGAUAGAUAUCAGUCGCCCAUCAUGGCUCCUUCCAACCUCCCACCUAUUUUCAAUGCCACCUCCCAGGACAUGGAGAUGAUGCUCACUGCUCAGUGUCAUCUCGGCUCCAAGAACAUGCAAACCCAUAUGGAGCCUUACCUCUGGAAGACUCGCCCAGAUGGAGUCAACGUUAUCAAUAUCGGCAAGACCUGGGAGAAGAUUGUUCUUGCUGCCCGUAUCAUUGCAGCCAUCGACAACCCAGCUGAUAUCUGUGUCAUCUCUGCCCGUCCAUACGGCCAGCGUGCCGUCCUCAAGUUCGCUGCUCACACCGGUGCCGUUGCAAUUGCCGGCCGUUUCACUCCCGGUAGCUUCACCAACUACAUCACCCGCUCUUUCAAGGAACCCCGCCUCAUCGUUGUUACCGAUCCUCGCACCGACGCCCAGGCUAUCAAGGAGGCCAGCUACGUAAAUAUCCCUGUCAUUGCUCUCUGCGAUGCUGACUCUCCAACUGAGUUCGUCGAUGUUGCUAUCCCAACCAACAACAAGGGUCGUCACGCCAUUGGUCUCGUUUGGUGGAUGCUUGCCCGUGAAGUCCUCCGCCUCCGUGGCACUCUCGCUUCCCGUGAGACUGAGUGGGAUAUUGUUGUUGAUCUGUACUUCUACCGUGACCCCGAGGCUGAGGAGACCAAGGAGAUCGAGGAGGCCAAAGCCGCUGAGGCCGAGGAGGCUGCCCCCGAUACUCUCAACCCUGCUGACAACUGGGAUGCUGCCGGCGCUGUUGCUCCUGCUACCUUUGGCGGUACCCCUGCUGCUGGCAACUGGGAGGCUUCCGGCGCUGACUGGGCUACUGCUGCUCCAGCCGGUGGUGAAAGCUGGGCUGCCGAUGCCCCAGCUGCUACCGAGCCCAAGUGGUAAAUGCGGCUGUUUACUCAUGCAAAACAUAAAAACACACCCGAUUGCUGGCCCUAAUUCUCCUCUAUUUGUCCCUUUGCAUCUAUCAUUCAUGUUAAAGCGACAAAAGAAAGAUUUAACGAGUUCAUCGACGCCAUUCUCCCCACGGUUCUUGCUUUAAAAUGUUAUGGCUUUCAAUUGACGGCGCUUACGAGGGAAAGAUACCCAUCCGGCCCCUGGCCCUUUGGGGGAAAGCCCUGUGCUGUCAAAAAGGGGCGUACUUAAUCGUUGUCCCGCUCAUAUUAGCUAGUU